This is a messenger RNA of Clonostachys solani, 444 nucleotides long. Lineage: Eukaryota; Fungi; Ascomycota; Sordariomycetes; Hypocreales; Bionectriaceae. The record is from the annotation of a GenBank genome assembly.
AUGCCUAAGGGCCUAUCAGGCACUGUCAUGUUGAGAGAGAGAUGUUGGAUUCGCCUCGGACCUAAGGCACAGGAUAGGCCUGACCAGUGGAGAACUUACACCUCCUUCGGCGACGAUGGCGUCACAGGAAGCGCUCACCCCCACGGAAACCUGAUGCAAAUAAGCCGGUACUUUGGGGAAGACUCUAAAGAGCCUUCGGGCUUUUUCUGCGCCGAGUGUUAUGAGGAUGCUCCCGCUAACCCCUAUGACGCACCGGAGAGGCUUAGAGCCAUGAGCUCGGUAGCCGAGCGGGCUGAUACAGGGUCCUUCCUCAAAUUCCAAGUCGGCGAUGUUCAAGAAGGUCCUGUCAAGAUGCCAAAGGUGACGUUCGUCAGUCAUCGUUGGCCAACCUUCGAGCAUCGGACCUUCAAUUUCCCUCUAAGCAUCCAGUAUGUGGUUAUAUAA